This is a messenger RNA of Didymodactylos carnosus, 554 nucleotides long. NCBI's taxonomy places the organism in Eukaryota, Metazoa, Rotifera, Eurotatoria, Philodinida, Philodinidae. The record is from the annotation of a GenBank genome assembly.
GACGAAAAAAGUCAGAUAACGAUAGUACAACUGGUACUAAUGAAACAGAAGCAAAUACCGUGGAGAUAUUUCAACCACCACCGAUAUUUACUGACGAUAAUUCAGGAUAUCCAUUCAAUACUUAUCAACGAUAUGAUAUGAAAAUCGAUUUUAAACCCGAUGGCACGAUAGUAUUGACCGCUUUCCGAUCGUAUUUUACUAUCGAUGCUCUCCGGGGUCUCAAUGAAUAUGACAUUCCGGAAGGAACAAAACCGGAAAAAUUAAAAUUUAAAAUUAUUGAAAUUCAUUGCAACAACAACAAAGACUUCUAUGGGAAAUUUCGUAAAAAAUACUUUGAUCAUCGUUCAUCUGUUGGUCAAAAGGAAAUUAUUGAUUAUGUAGACUCUCUAAUUUUUGAAUAUAAUAUUGAAUGUCUGUAUAAAGUAGAAAACAUUAAAGAAUUUCGAAUGAUGGGUUCAGAACCCGAAGGUUACACAGGUCCAACAGAAUGGUAUACAGUAUGUAAUUACAAAUUAAUCAUUCGAAUUCCUGCUUUAGAUGAAGAUGAUGAAUAA